Molecule: messenger RNA, 8446 nt
Organism: Nannospalax galili (Upper Galilee mountains blind mole rat)
Lineage: Eukaryota; Metazoa; Chordata; Mammalia; Rodentia; Spalacidae
Gene: Mprip
Product: myosin phosphatase Rho interacting protein
Exons: 25
Coding region: 51-7277 (2408 amino acids)
Biological process (GO): actin filament organization
Cellular component (GO): actin cytoskeleton
Molecular function (GO): actin filament binding
Source: RefSeq, a predicted model, not a curated record
AGCGCGCCGGGCCGGGACGGGCCGGACCGCGCCGCCGCCGCCGCGCCGACAUGUCGGCGGCCAAGGAGAACCCGUGCAGGAAAUUCCAGGCCAACAUCUUCAACAAGAGCAAGUGUCAGAAUUGCUUCAAGCCCCGCGAAUCGCAUCUGCUCAAUGACGAGGACCUGACGCAGGCAAAACCCAUUUAUGGUGGCUGGCUACUCCUGGCUCCAGAUGGUACUGACUUUGACAACCCAGUGCACCGGUCUCGGAAAUGGCAGCGACGGUUCUUCAUCCUUUAUGAGCAUGGCCUCUUGCGCUACGCCCUGGAUGAGAUGCCUACCACCCUCCCUCAGGGUACCAUCAACAUGAACCAGUGCACAGAUGUGGUAGAUGGGGAGGGCCGUACAGGACAGAAGUUCUCCCUUUGCAUUCUGACACCUGACAAGGAGCAUUUCAUCAGGGCAGAAACCAAGGAGAUCAUCAGUGGGUGGCUAGAGAUGCUCAUGGUGUAUCCCAGAACCAACAAGCAGAACCAGAAGAAGAAACGGAAAGUAGAACCACCCACCCCACAGGAGCCUGGGCCUGCUAAGGUGGCUGUCACUAGCAGCAGCAGCAGCAGCAGCAGCAGCAGCAUUCCCAGUGCAGAGAAAGUCCCCACCACCAAGUCCACACUCUGGCAGGAAGAAAUGAGAGCCAAGGACCAGCCUGAUGGGAACAGCUUGAGUCCAGCUCAGAGUCCCAGCCAAAGCCAGCCUUCUGCUACUAGCUCCCCACGGGAAACAGGGCUAGAAAGCAAAGAAGAGGACAGCACCAUGAAUGGGGACCGUGUGGACAGUGGUCGGAAAGUACGGGUAGAGAGCGGCUACUUCUCCCUGGAGAAGGCUAAACAGGACCUGAGGGCUGAGGAGCAGCUCCCCCCACCACUCUCCCCACCCAGCCCCAGCACCCCCCACAGCAGGUACAGUUGCCCUGAGUCACCUUCUCAGGAGCUCGGCCGCCCCCUUCACUCCCCAGGUCCUCGAGCCCCAAGCCGCAUGGUCUGCAGCAUCUCUCUCGACAGCCUGAGUGAGGCUAGCUGGCCUCCCAACCACAUGGACUCCAGCAGUGCUGGGGGGCGGGGGACAGAGGUACUGGGGAGCACCUUUGCCUUUAAAGCCAGCAGGCAGUAUGCCGCCCUGGCCGACGUCCCUAAGGCCAUCCGGAUCAGCCACCGAGAAGCUUUCCAGAUGGAAAGAAGGCGGUUGGAGCAUAGAACUCGGGCCCGGAGCCCUGGCAGGGAAGAGGUGGCCCGUCUGUUUGGCAACGAGCGGAGGCGGUCCCAAGUAAUUGAGAAAUUUGAGGCCUUGGACAUUGAGAAGGCAGAGCACAUGGAAACCAGCGUGCUGACCAUGGCCACCCCAUCCAGUGACACUCGUCAGGGCCGCAGUGAGAAGCGGGCCAUCCCCAGAAAACGGGACAUUACCAGUGAAGCCCCCACAGCUCCUUUCUCAGAUGCCCGUCCCCUGUCUCCACAUCGAAGAGCCAAGUCACUGGACAGGAGGUCCACGGAGUCCUCCAUGACGCCCGACCUGCUGAAUUUCAAGAAAGGCUGGCUGACCAAACAGUAUGAGGAUGGCCAGUGGAAGAAGCACUGGUUUGUCCUGGCUGAUCAGAGCCUGAGAUACUACAGGGACUCCAUGGCUGAGGAGGCAGCUGACCUGGAUGGAGAAAUUGAUUUGUCCACCUGUUAUGAUGUCACAGAGUAUCCAGUCCAGAGAAAUUAUGGCUUCCAGAUACAUACUAAGGAGGGUGAGUUCACACUGUCGGCCAUGACAUCCGGCAUCCGGCGGAACUGGAUCCAGACCAUCAUGAAGCACGUACACCCAACCCCUGCCCCAGAUGUGACCAGCUCAUUGCCUGAGGAAAAGAGUAAGAACUCCACUUCUUUUGAGAGCUACUCAAGGCCAAAUGAGAAGCAAGAAACUGAGCCAGGGGAGCCAGAUCCCGAGCAGAAGAGGAGCCGAGCUCGAGAGCGGAGACGAGAGGGCCGCUCCAAGACCUUUGAUUGGGCUGAAUUCCGCCCCAUUCAGCAGGCCCUAGCUCAGGAAAGAGCCAGCACUCUUGGGUCCCCUAAUCAGGCUGGUGAACCUGGGCACCCAGGUGAACUGGAACGUGAACGAGCUCGGCGACGAGAAGAACGCCGCAAGCGUUUUGGGAUGCUGGACACCAUGGAUGGCCCAAGUGCAGAGGAUGCAGCCUUACGCAUGGAGGUCGACCGCAGCCCAGGGCUUCUGGGCCCCUCUGAUCUCAAGACACAGAACGUCCAUGUGGAAAUCGAGCAGCGGUGGCACCAAGUGGAAACUACCCCUCUUCGGGAGGAGAAACAGGUGCCCAUCGCCCCUCUGCACCUGUCUUCCGAGGAUGGAAGUGAGCGGCUCACCACACAUGAGCUCACGUCUCUGCUGGAGAAAGAGCUGGAGCAGAGCCAGAAGGAAGCCUCAGAUCUUCUAGAGCAGAACCGGCUUCUGCAGGACCAGCUAAGGGUAGCCCUGGGCCGAGAACAGAGCGCCCGGGAGGGCUAUGUGCUGCAGACUGAAGUGGCCACCUCCCCAUCGGGUGCCUGGCAGAGGCUCCAUAGAGUCAACCAAGACCUCCAAAGUGAGCUGGAAGCCCAGAGCCAGCGGCAGGAGCUCAUCACACAACAGAUUCAGACCCUGAAACGUAGCUAUGGGGAGGCCAAGGAUGCAAUCCGGCACCAUGAGGCCGAGAUUCGGAGCCUACAAGCAAGGCUCGGUAAUGCUGCUGCAGAGCUGGCCAUCAAGGAGCAGGCUCUGGCCAAGCUCAAGGGGGAGCUGAAGCUGGAACAGGGCAAGGUCCGUGAGCAGUUGGAGGAGUGGCAGCACAGCGAGGCCGUGCUGAGUGGCCAGCUGAGGGCCAGCGAGCAGAAGCUCAAAAGUGCAGAGGCCUUGCUGCUAGAAAAGACACAGGAACUGAGGGACCUGGAGACGCAGCAGGCACUGCAGCGAGACAGACAGAAGGAAGUACAGAGGCUGCAAGAGCGCAUUGCUGAGCUCACCCAGCAGCUGGGUACCAGCGAGCAGGCGCAGCAUCUGAUGGAGGAGAAGUUGCAGAGGAACUAUGCACUUCUGCUGGAGAGCUGCGAGCAGGAGAAGCAGACACUGCUACAGAACCUGAAGGAGGUGGAGGACAAGGCCAGUGCCUAUGAGGACCAGCUUCAGGGCCACGUGCAGCAGGUAGAAGCCCUCCAGAAAGAGAAGCUGAGUGCAACAUGCGAGGGCAGUGAACAAGUGCACCAGCUAGAGGAACAGCUGGAAGUCCGGGAGGCCAGCAUCCACCAGCUAACCCAGCAUGUACAGAGCCUCCGAGAUGAACGGGACCUUGUCAAGCAGCAGUUCCAAGAGCUGAUGGAACAUGUGGCCACAUCUGAUGGGAACAUGGCUAAGCUCCAAGAGAAGCUAAGGGGAAGAGAAGCUGACUACCAGAACCUAGAGCACUCACACCACAGGGUCUCUGUCCAGCUGCAAAGCAUGCGCAUUCUGCUGAGAGAAAAGGAAGAGGAGCUGAAGCACAUUAAGGAAGCACACGAGAGAAUUCUGGAAAAGAAAGACCAGGACCUCAGUGAGGCUUUGGUUAAAAUGGUUGCCUUGGGCAGCAGCUUAGAGGAAACAGAAAUUAAGCUGCAGGCAAAGGAAGAAUUUCUAAGGAGAUUUGUAACUGAUCCUCCAAAGGAUAUUGAGGAGUCUCAGAGCACCCCAGAGGACACAGAAGAGGACAGUAGCAUUUUGCCCUUGGGCCAAGUCACCAGAGCACUUCCAGGCUUUACCCCCUCACAACCAGAAGAUGAAGACCCAGGCACUGGUGUAGGGGAGGAGGGUAGCAGUGGCAGCCCCAGCAGAGAGGAAAAUAUGGUGCCCCCAAAGUCUGCGGACAUGCCUGAUAGGGAGGGGCAUCUUCAGAGCACAUCUAAGCCUGACCAGGGAGCACUUGGCCUUUUUAACAAAAGGCCAAGGAUCCGAUUCUCCACGAUCCAGUGCCAAAGAUACAUACACCCUGAAGGUUGUGCAAAGGCCUGGACCAGCAGCACAUCAUCCGAUACCAGCCAGGACAGGUCACCAUCAGAGGACAGUGUCUCCUCAGAGGCCACCCCUAGCACAUUCCCUGCAGCUGCAGACUCUGAGACAUACCUCUCCAUAAUCCACUCCCUGGAGACCAAGCUCUACGUCACAGAGGAGAAGCUCAAAGAUGUGACUGUGAGACUGGAAAGCCAGCAGGGCCAGAGUCAGGAAGCACUGCUUGCACUGCAUCAGCAAUGGGCCAGCACUGAGGCACAGCUGCAGGAGCAGCUCCGUGCCAGCCUGCUACAGGCAGGUGCGCUGGCCUCUCAGCUGGAACAGGAGAGACAGGAAAGGGCUGCAAGCAUUGAGCACCACGCUGGGGAGCUGGGAGACUUCCAGGCCAAAAAUAGCCAUGCCUUGACAUGCUUAGAGAAUUGCUGGGAAAAGAUAAAAUCUCUGCCACAGGCUGACCAGGAAGAAGGACAGGAUGCACGAGUGGCCUCCCUGGCCAGCAUUGAGAGUGUGCUUGGGAGUGCCAUCAAGGCCCUUCAGCCCUGGGUGGCCCCUGCAGACAGCAAGACCCAGGUUGAGCAAGAGAAGGGACAUUGUAUGGAAAGUGGCAUGACAACUGUGCAGCAACCCUGCCAGCCUAUACUGAAUGAGCAGGAGCACAUGAAGCUGCUUUCUGCUCAGAUAGCCCUGGAGGCCUCACUCAUCAACCAAAUAGCCAACUCUCUAAAAAAUACCACCUCGGAUGUGUAUGGUGUUCUCUGUGAGCUCACUAAGUCAGAAGAGUGGCCACUGAAAGAAGAAAGUGCUACUCUGUCUGCUGGGGCUCCAGUGGAGGCCUGGGCCAAGAAGGUGCUGGUGGAUGGAGAGUUCUGGAGCCAGGUCGAGUCCCUGAGUAAGCACCUGGGGACACUGGGAGAAGAAGCAACCUGUGUAUCAGGAGACAGGCAGCAGCAUAUCUCCCAAAGCCUGGCUGAUGCCACAUGGGUUCGUGCAGAACUCAGCUUUGCCACACAGUCAAUAAGGGACUUGUUCUACCGCAGGCUGCAGAGCAUACAGGAAACCCUACGAGGGACUCAAGCAGCCCUGCAGCAGCACAAGUGCAUGCUGGGGGAAAUCCUGGGAGCCUACCAAACCCCAGACUUUGAAAGAGUGAUACAGCAGAUCUUGGAAACCCUUAGGCAUUCAGCUGGCAGGGAAGACCAGGUACAGACAUCCUGGGACCUGAGCCCAUUAGGAGAGAUACUGAAGCCAGGCACAGAUGGCUUCCAGGAACCCUUGCAGGCAUUGCACCAGAGCCCUGAGGCCCUUGCUGUCAUUCAGGAUGAGCUGGCCCAGCAGCUGUGUGAAAAGGCCAGCAUCCUCGAGGAGAUUGCAGCUGCCUUGCCAGCCAUAUCUCCUGCAGAGCCACUUGGGAGUUGUCAGCAGCUUCUACAGAUGUCACAGCAUCUCUCACAUGAUGCUUGUCUGUCAGGCCUUGGUCAGUAUUCUUCAUUACUGGUUCAAAAUGCAAUUGUUCAGGCUCAAGUAUGCUAUGCAGCCUGCAGAAUCCGCCUGGAAUAUGAAAAGGAGCUGCAGUUCUACAAAGAGGCCUGUCAGGAGGCCAGGGGUGCCUCAUGCCAGGAGCAUGCACAUGUAGUUGGAGCCCUGCGGGAGGAGUAUGAAGAACUCCUCCACAAACAGAAGAGUGAGUACCUGGAGGUAAUCACCCUCAUUGAAAGGGAAAACACUGAACUCAAGGCCAAGGUGAACCAGAUGAACCAUCAGCAGAGAUGUCUGCAAGAAGCAGAAAGCAAGCACAGUGAAAACAUGUUUGCUCUGCAGGGCAGGUAUGAGGAAGAGAUCAGGUGCAUGGUGGAGCAGCUGAGCCGCACUGAGAAUACACUGCAGGCUGAGCGCAGCCGGGUUCGAAGCCAGCUAGAUGCUUCAGUCAGAGACAGGCAGGCCAUGGAGCAGCAACAUGUGCAACAAAUGCAGACACUGGAGGACAGAUUCCAGCUGAAGGUCCGGGAGUUACAGGCCGUCCAUGGGGAAGAGCUGAGGGCCCUGCAGGAACACUACAUGUGGAGCCUACGGGGAGCCCUCAGCCUCUGCCAGCCCUCACAUCCUGAGGCCUCGCUGACCCCCAAGCCAUCUGAGCCUAGGACUAUGCCAGCAGCCGAGGGUGAGGCAGAAUCUAUGAUGGGGCUACGAGAACGCAUCCAGGAGCUGGAGGCCCAGAUGGAUGUCAUGCGAGAGGAGCUGGGCCAUAAGGAGCUGGAGGGUGAUACGGCCACCCUGCGGGAGAAGUACCAGCGAGACUUUGAGAACCUCAAGGCUACAUGUGAGCGAGGCUUUGCUGCCAUGGAGGAGACACACCAGAAGAAGAUUGAAGACCUGCAGAGGCAACACCAGCGGGAACUGGAGAAGCUGCGGGAGGAGAAAGACCGCCUCUUGGCUGAGGAGACAGCUGCCACCAUCUCAGCCAUUGAAGCCAUGAAGAAUGCCCACCGGGAAGAGAUGGAGCGGGAGUUGGAGAAGAGCCAGCGGUCUCAGAUCAGCAGCAUCAACUCUGACAUUGAAGCCCUAAGGCGGCAGUACCUGGAAGAGCUGCAGUCAGUGCAGCGGGAGCUAGAGGUCCUCUCGGAACAGUACUCCCAGAAGUGCCUGGAGAAUGCACACCUGGCCCAGGCACUGGAGGCUGAGCGGCAGGCCCUGAGGCAGUGCCAGCGUGAAAACCAGGAGCUCAAUGCCCAUAACCAGGAGCUGAAUAACCGCCUGGCUGCAGAGAUCACACGGUUGCGGACACUACUGACUGGGGAUGGUGGCGGGGAGUCUGCUGGGUCACCCCUCACACAGGGCAAAGACGCCUACGAGUUAGAGGUCUUAUUGCGGGUUAAAGAAUCAGAAAUACAGUACCUGAAGCAAGAGAUCAGCUCUCUCAAGGAUGAACUCCAGACAGCCCUACGGGAUAAGAAGUAUGCUAGUGACAAGUACAAAGACAUCUACACAGAACUCAGCAUUGCGAAGGCCAAAGCUGACUGUGAUAUCAGCAGGUUGAAAGAGCAGCUGAAAGCAGCCACAGAGGCACUGGGGGAGAAAUCCCCCGAGGGCACUGCUGUUUCAGGAUACGACAUAAUGAAAUCUAAAAGCAACCCUGACUUCCUGAAGAAAGACAGAUCCUGUGUCACCCGGCAACUUAGAAAUAUCAGGUCCAAGUCCGUAAUUGAGCAGGUCUCAUGGGAUAACUGACUCGCGCCCGCUUCCAGGUCCCCUGUGGUAUAGAGUCUGAAGGAAGGCCUGACGGUGCAGGAGCGCUUGAAGCUCUUUGAAUCCAGGGACUUGAAGAAAGACUAGCUGCAUCCUGUUCCACCUGACACACCCUUCCUGGCUGACAGCAGCACAAGCAAAGCGUGGCUGUCAUCUGCAUCUUUGAUUUUCAGUUACCUUCAUUAACUGUGGGUAUGGAUGCAUGAGAGACUGGCUGGUGUGUGGGUUGUUUGCUCCAUUCCCUGCAGUUGAUUCCAACUUCCUGUUGUCUUUAUCACAGCUUUUUUCCAUGGCAUUUUCAGAUUAGUCAAGCUCAAGCAGUGGGGUAGGGAGGGCUGCCCCCCUCAGCAUUUGAGCAGAUCCCUCCGCUCUCCCACUCCGCUCACUGUCAGUAUUAAGGCACAGCAGCCUGUUGAUAAGCUAGCCCUGCCUCAAGAGUGCGUGUGUGGGGACCUGCCAGUGGCUCGGCUCUGCUGCACACAGCUGAAGACCACUACAUGGAUGUAGCCUCCGCUGGUCAGAGCAGAGCCACCAAAUGUCCUAGUCUGGCCUGGUUGCUGGAGGGGCCUAGAGCAGGGUCCAACCUGCCCCACUUCCUUUUCGCUGGGAGGAGGACAGCAUUUUGUAUUUGGCCCACUAAUGCAGCUUAGAACCAUGCUCCCAGAUAAUCCUGACAAAUCUUUCACAACCUGGAAAAUGUUGAAAGCAACCAUUCCUAUUUUUGUUUGUUUUUUAUUAAAUCUUACACAAAACCCCCUGCCCCUCUCAUUCCUUCCUCCGCUCGUGCCUCCCUUGCUACACAAUAACUGUGGUCCCCUGGUGGCCAGGAAAGGUGACCUACAGUUUGGGCCUUCAGACUCAAUCGUCAAGCAGGAUGGAUCCUCUCAGGGGUUUUCAAUUUGUCCCCUUUUAAUCUUUCUAAGAAGUUGUCACAUUGCUUGGAGAAAGGCUUCAAGGAGGCCUGUGUGGUGAAGCCAGGAGGGAUAGGCAUCGGGCUUCUGAGGACACCUGCACUUGCUCAGGACUCAGAUUUGUCUGAGCUCUGGAAGGUUCCCUUGAACCAUCUGCCUCUCAUGGACCUGUUACAAUAAGCCUAUGCUAACAAAUUUGCUUUUUGAACUGUCUGAACAGGACCUUUCUAACUGCCCAAA